CUCUCUGUGUGUGUGUGUGUCUCCGACUUCUUUCGCCUUCUCUCCCGCCUUGCGGGGCUGCCUCCCUUCUGCAUCAGGGGACAGAGACAGCGAGGGUCGAAGCGUGACCACGGACGGAGGAAGGAAGGAAGGAAGGAAGGAAGGAAGGAAGGAAGGAAGGAAGGAAGGAAGGAAGGAAGGAAGGAAGGAAGGAAGGAAGGAAGAGCGCCCUCCCCGCCUGCCCACCCGCCUCUGCUGGGAGUUUGCUCCGAAAGCAGGACCCACAGGGUCUUUCCCCCCUGCAGCCUAAAGGGAUCUGCUUCUCUUCGGCGUUUUGGGACGCCACUGUUGGGGUCUUCCCUGGGAGGAAGCGAUGCCGAGGGUCGUGGGCGCGGUGGGGCUGAUGCUAAGCGCGGUCUUCCUGGGUGCGAUGCUGGAUGGGCUCCCGCUGAGGAGGAUGCGUCAUCCGGGCCCCAAAGAGCGCGACUACACGCUGGUGGAGAUCUCUACUUCAUCUGACAUGGCUUCAAUCAAAGGAGAAGAGAUACCUCAGUCUAACAAGGUACGGAACCUGAGGCGAAACGGGCGAGCCAUGCCACGUCGACAGAAGCGCCGCUGGCCAUUGCAUCAUACCUCCAAGAACCAGUUGCAGUCUCUCCAGUCGGGUGGCACAGUUCAGGAGGAGAGCACACCCUUUGUGCUGGACUUACAGAACCUACCAGGCUUAGCUAACGUGGAUCUGAGUGCCCAGAAUCCAAACAUCCAGGUAACCAUAGAGGUAGUGGAUGAUCCUCAGGCUGAGAUGGAGAUGGACUUGCUGAAGGAGACUAGGAAUGAUUGGUCUCUGACUUCCUCAGAGUGGCUAUCCCAUAAAGACCUCUUCUGGCCGCUUUUCUGGGAGUAUACAGACCCUGUGGAAGAGGACAAUGAAGACGACAACUUGGAUACAAAGAGCAGGGGUGACGAAGAAGAAGAGGAGGACUAUACUUCAGAGUAUGAUGAGGAGGAGACAGUUCUGAGUGGAGUGGGAGGUGACUGGGAUCAGAGGUGGCCCAAUCAGAAGAACUGGAUCUUCAAAGAAAAGUAUAAGUAUGAUUAUGAAGAUGAAGAGGAAUGGAGUCCCUGGUCUCCCUGCACUGUAACUUGUGGCAAUGGCAACCAGAAGAGGACUCGUUCUUGUGGCUAUGCCUGCACUGCCACUGAAUCAAGAACUUGUGACUUGCACCAGUGCCCUGGAGCAGAUGGGGAGUUGGAGCUCACAACUGAAGAGUCACCGCAUGAAGCAGAAAAUUCUACAGGGAUCGUAAACCCAGAUGUAGACAGCUGUGAGAAGUGGCUCAACUGCAAGAGUGACUUCCUCAACAAAUACAUAAGCAAGGUGCUCUCAGACUUGCCCAGUUGCCCUUGCUCCUACCCCUUGGAAGCAGUGUACAGUGCUGUCAACUUGCGGGAUGAGCGGCAAGGCAAGAACUUCCGCUGGCGGGAUGCCAGUGGGCCCAAGGAGCGCCUGGACAUCUACAAGCCCACUGCCCACUUCUGCUUGCGCUCCAUGCUCUCUCUUGACAGCACUACGCUGGCGGCGCAGCACUGCUGCUAUGACGAGAACACCAAGCUCAUUACGCGAGGCAAAGGGGCUGGAGCCCCCAACCUCAUCAGUACAGAGUUCUCCCCUGAGUUGCACUACAAGGUGGACACACUACCGUGGAUUCUCUGCAAAGGUGACUGGAGCAGGUACCAUGCAGUGCGGCCUCCCAAUAAUGGGCAGCAGUGUGCUGACAACCCAUCAGAGGAUGAAUAUCUUUCUCAGCUACAGGAAGCCAGAGAAUAUUAGCACCUCCAGAAAAGGA
Molecule: messenger RNA, 1826 nt
Organism: Anolis sagrei ordinatus
Lineage: Eukaryota; Metazoa; Chordata; Lepidosauria; Squamata; Anolidae
Gene: ISM2
Product: isthmin 2
Source: RefSeq, a predicted model, not a curated record